Messenger RNA from Rhinolophus ferrumequinum (greater horseshoe bat), 1370 nucleotides. RefSeq names its product translocase of inner mitochondrial membrane 17A (gene TIMM17A). Gene Ontology annotation, cellular component: TIM23 mitochondrial import inner membrane translocase complex; mitochondrial inner membrane. The coding region runs from base 112 to 630 and encodes 172 amino acids. The record is from RefSeq and is a predicted model, not a curated record. Gene Ontology annotation, biological process: protein import into mitochondrial matrix. Gene Ontology annotation, molecular function: transmembrane protein transporter activity. Lineage: Eukaryota; Metazoa; Chordata; Mammalia; Chiroptera; Rhinolophidae. The transcript has 6 exons.
GAACCGGUGAGCCAAUCCCCGCAGACCGUCACGCCCUCCUCUGGCAUCACUACCGCCUCCGGGCCAGGCCCCGCCCCUCUCUCCCGGCGUCGCUCGCGCGCUGGAGUCAAGAUGGAGGAGUACGCUCGAGAGCCCUGCCCCUGGCGAAUUGUGGAUGACUGCGGAGGGGCCUUUACGAUGGGUACCAUAGGUGGUGGCAUCUUUCAAGCAAUCAAAGGUUUUCGCAAUUCUCCAGUGGGAGUAAACCACAGACUACGAGGCAGCUUGACAGCUAUUAAAACCAGGGCUCCGCAGCUGGGAGGUAGCUUUGCAGUGUGGGGCGGUCUGUUUUCCAUGAUCGACUGCAGCAUGGUUCAGGUCCGAGGGAAGGAGGACCCGUGGAACUCCAUCACGAGCGGGGCCUUGACAGGAGCCAUCCUGGCAGCACGAAAUGGACCAGUGGCCAUGGUUGGGUCAGCCGCGAUGGGUGGCAUCCUUCUAGCUUUAAUCGAAGGAGCUGGUAUCUUGUUGACGAGAUUUGCCUCUGCACAGUUUCCCAAUGGCCCUCAGUUUGCUGAAGACCCCUCGCAGUUGCCUUCAUCCCAGCUACCACCCUCACCUUUUGGAGACUACCGACAACAGUAUCAGUAGGGCUUGUAACGGAGUGAGCUGUAGUUCAAGAAGGAUCUCAGCAGCACGUGCGGUCGGUUUCUAAAUCACAGGUGGUGCGACUGGCCGAUAGGCCACGAAGAGACAUUUAGCACUUUUUCUAUUUAAAGGAACGUGGGGGCUGUUAAACGGUGAUCACACGCGAAUGGCAUGUGUGCUCAAAGGAAAUGUCCAGUAUAUUUAAAAGAAAACACUCAGUGCUUAGAAGAUGAAGGACCAAAGGGCAGGCAGCAGUGAAACAUGCUGUCACCUCCUUGGGGACUUCUCCGCCUGGUUUUGUGUGUGCUGUUAGUCAAACAAUAAACACUCCUGGAACUUGCUCCUUCUUUUAAGAUAGCCUGUAGAGAUGUACUUUCCAUUCUCCGAUACUUCAGGUAGUGCAGAGUACGUUGGAAAUCGCAUGUUUUGUGCUUAGGCCCUCGUCCCACUGGCAGGGGAUUGGGUGUGUGAGAAUCAUGCCGUCAACAUGCAUCCUUCCACAGAGAUGCUGUGUGGAUCGAAGGCUGCGGGAAAAUGCUUCCCUUCGCUUGGAAAGGAAAACACACUUUCUUGGUUUGCAGGAUGUCAGACACAAAACUCUACGUUCGAGGCUACUGAAAACCCCCGGAACAGCCUCCUUCCAGCGUAGCCGGUUCUGUGCGAGGACGCUUCCCUGAGGGCUGGUGGCACGGGGGGUGUGCUGUUGCGUGUUGCUCGACAAUAAAACAUGCUGUUUUAAUGUG